Messenger RNA from Harmonia axyridis, 670 nucleotides. RefSeq names its product U7 snRNA-associated Sm-like protein LSm10. Lineage: Eukaryota; Metazoa; Arthropoda; Insecta; Coleoptera; Coccinellidae. Gene Ontology annotation, biological process: mRNA 3'-end processing by stem-loop binding and cleavage. Gene Ontology annotation, cellular component: cytoplasmic U snRNP body; nuclear body. Bases 116 to 508 code for a protein of 130 amino acids. Gene Ontology annotation, molecular function: U7 snRNA binding; histone pre-mRNA DCP binding. The transcript has 2 exons. The record is from RefSeq and is a predicted model, not a curated record.
CUGGAAUUGUGAAUAAGGUAUUUUUUAGCGUGUUUUCGGUUAAAAUAAUGUGCGUGAAAAUUGAAUUGUAUUGUGGUAAAUAAAAGAUUGUUAAUAGUUAGACCAUUUAUUCAAUAUGCAUUCAGGCCAAGAUAAAUUCAAUAUUUUUAAUUCAUUGACUGGUAUUGUUGCUGGUUUAGAAGGUGAAUAUACAACAAUCGAUUUAAGAAACGAAGCCAUAGUUACUGGAAAAAUCGAAAGUGUUGAUGGACAGAUGAAUAUAAAUAUGGAGGACGUUACUUUUUAUGAUGCAAGAGGUAUUAAACAAUCCUUUGAAAAAUUCUAUGUCAAAGCUCGAACUAUCCGCCAUGUACAUAUUCCAAAAAAUUUUUCUCCUGAGGAAUUGUUUUCAAGACAAGAGAAGAAAAUAUUCAAGAAGAAGGAAGUAAAAGGAAAACGUACAUUCAAAGAAAUUCGUGCUAAAAGGAAUAAUGCAGAAACUAUAAAAGAAGCUUUCAAAAAAGAUUGAAAAAUUCUUAGUUGAAAGAACUCUUGUUGAAGUUGGAUGUUAAUUACUUCGACAUUGAUUCUUUUUAAGUGAUAGAGAAGUCUGAUAGACUCCAAUUCAACCUAUACAUUUUGUACUAAUGAAAUAAAUACUAAUAAAAUAAAUGACCAUUUUUGUGGUAUA